AUGGGUCGCGCUGAGAUUCCUCCCGGGAGACAUGAUCUCAGACGCCAAGCACCAAGCAAUUCAGGCCCAAGAGGGACAGGUAGAGCUCAAACAGUAGCAGCAGGAGCUCUAGGUCGUCGCCAUAUUGCGCCAACAAAUCGAAACCUUGGUGAUCUCAGGGAAGGGGACGCUCAUGAGUCUAGACAAUCGACAUAUGACACGAAUGAUACCGUCCGAUGUGGAUCUUCCACCGCGUCUCACUACCAGAGUACUGCCAUCUACACUAACUCUACGCCGAGAAGGGUACCGCAAACAGCCUCUGUCCUGGCGCGAGAUAAAAGUAGCCUUGGUCCUGUAUCGACAAGUACACGACGUCACGAAACUUCGAGCGUUACCGACUACGGCCGAGCAGGAAGUACUGAUCGUAGACAUGUUUCAGUACCACCAUUCUUUUCAAUCGCUUCACUCUUGGCCCCUAAAGGGCCCGAGAAAAGAGUACAGCAACAGAUUCCUCCCACAGUGCAAAGUGGGAGCACAGGACGCUCGCCCAGACAGGACGAGAACAGAGCUAGGGAUGACCGUCACAGCUCAAGAGAGCAUAUUAAAAAUGAAGCACCGGCGACUGUUAAAGAAAGCCCGGCUCAGUCACCAACAGAACUGAUGAAACCGCGCAAACGGAAGGGGCCAGAUACCCUUUUCAGCUAUGAUGACGUUUCCAGUGGUCAGCAUGUACCUUUCCAGGGUGGAACAGGUGUGAACUGGGAAUAUUCGAAGCGACUUCGGCGGAACAAUCCAAAUCUCAAUGACCCCUGGGUUGCACGAAAGGUUGAGGAAGGCAUACAAAACUACUUGAAAGGGGAAGUUUAUAAGCUCGAUCCUGUGAAUAGAAGGGAGCUCGAUGAAAUCGAUGCAUUCCUGCUCCGGGGGAUCUAUAGCCUGAGGAGGCUGGACCUGACACUUGGAGGCGUUGACAUACGCUCAACAGAAAGUAUCAGGAACAUCAGAGAGGAUCUUCCGAAGUCCAUGAAGCCGAUUGGAUACAUGAACAAAGACAUCUUCAUCGAGACAGAGUCGGAAUCUUGCGUUUCCGCCCUCAGAGAUAUUGAAGCCCAACAGACGGUCUCGCCAGUGUCUCGCCGCUUUAUUUUCUGGACCGAUGCGUCGCGGUUUACGAACCCCUUUCGAGCGGGUAUCUCAGUGGUGUGGAAGUACAACAGGAAGUGGGAGGCCGCUGGCUAUAACAUCCAGGAGCCACAAGAAGUAGAGUUUUUUGAGAGCGUUGCAGUCGCAAAAGCACUCAGAAAUGCCUAUGCUUACCUGGAAAACUCAGGUCCACCACCAUAUAGCUACGACACAGUGGUCAUAUAUACCGAUUGUGAGCGGGUCUUGAGAGAUCUGGCUCGGGAUCAUCCCGAGUACCCCCAGUGUCACUUUGCAAGACAUGAAAUAUGGUAUUGGACGAGUAUGAUUCGCAGCUUGAAACUCACAGUCGAGUUCCGUUGGAUCAAGUCUCACGUCAAGAUAUGUGGCAAUGAUCUAGCCGACAGGAUUGCGAAGCAGGCUGCGAAUUGGGUGAAACCCAAGGGAGCCUCAACAGUACGAGGUGGAUUAAAGUCAUCUGGUCACAGGUUAGGUACGCAGCUUGCGCCAUCAUCGCCGGCCCUGGCGGUCACCAAUAGCAUUCCGAAGCAGGGCACAGGACUCAACAUGCCACCGGAACAAAUUCACAACUCGUCUCCACUCCUCCGCCAAACCUUGAGUGAUUUUGACGCCACCUUGAAUGAAGACAACUCACUUGCUAAGUUGGUCAACGAUCGGACUAUAUGGGCCCGCAGAAGCUCGCGACAUUCCGGGGUCCCAUCACAGACAGGGCUUUCAGGGGCUCCCCAGUUGAACCCAGUAUCUUUUCCAGAUACAAUGAACGUGAAGAUACCAAGUGACUCCCGAGUCGCAGAGCAGGAAGAGGCGAAGAAGACCGAACAUAGAAAAGAAGUGUCGUCUCAGGGACCAAUCUCUAUCAGACCGGAUGAUCCGCCAAAGACACAAGCUACAAGACGGAACAUGUCCCUCAAGGACUACAUAUCCCGUAAGAAGCUUACUCAGGCAUCUCCUUCCGGUAGUUUGUCUCUAGAGCUAUCUUCCCCAACAUCGUUCUCCCAGGAGUCAACUUUGGUCAGUCCUGACAAUUCGUCCUAUUCAAGUACCCUUGGCAACUAUACGCCAUCAAAGGAGCCCAAGGACAGCAGCAUCGCAGGAGGACUGUGCUCUUCUCCAGGGACGACUUCUCCUACCGUAGCCUCGCAAGAUUCCACCUUAAUUGGCUCGAGUGCUUCGCCUUCCUUUCAAGCCAAGAACAGUCAAAGCGGCUCGAGUAUCCUGCAAGACAACAAUAAUUCAGGCGAGACCGAUUCUUUCGACAAGUCCUACAGUCCUCUAGGUUACAAUUCGAUCGCUAGGCUCGACUUCGGAUCAAAAGGGUCGCCCGAGAAUGCUGUACACAUGGACAACACCUCCCUCAGCAAAGACAACUAGCUCGGACGGUAAACCUCUGAGCGAAAUCAACGACAACACUAGUAAGC
Pseudovirgaria hyperparasitica is the source of this 2558-nucleotide messenger RNA. RefSeq lists its product as uncharacterized. The coding region runs from base 1 to 2511 and encodes 836 amino acids. Gene Ontology annotation, molecular function: nucleic acid binding; RNA-DNA hybrid ribonuclease activity. The record is from RefSeq and is a predicted model, not a curated record. Lineage: Eukaryota; Fungi; Ascomycota; Dothideomycetes; Acrospermales; Acrospermaceae. The transcript has 2 exons.